CCAUAACUCACAAUAAGACAAAUAUUUAGAGAGGUUGAACUUUUUGGUUAUUUUGAUUUGAUUUACCAAAAAUCCUAUUUUUAUUUAUCUUACAAGAGCAAUACAGUUGAAUUCGUUGUGAUUUUGUUUGUGGUGCGUUUCUAUUUAAAGAAUUUCAGCAGUGAAGUUGUUUAAAGAAGAAGAAGAAGAAGAGACUGAUGAACUCCUCAAACACCUCUCUGACGUCUGUUGACAGAGAAGACAUCCAAACAGCCAUCUUCAAGAAUGUCGUCACUGUGGUUCUCUGUAUCUGCAUCAACUACGUCAACAGUACUCUGGUCCACACCUUCAGCAAACACCAGGUCACGUACGCCUACAUUAUACUGACCUACAACUGUAGCAACACUGACAUUCUCACACCAAUGGUUUUCAGACAUCCUUCUCGGGAGGAAAAGAGAUAUAUAUUUAACAUUGUGUUAAUGGUCCUGGUCUGGUUCAUUCUGUUAUACACCUACUUCAUGAUCAUCAGCGCCGCCAAGGCGGCCUCCGCCGAUGCUAAAAAGGCCAGGAACACCGUUCUCCUGCACGGCUUCCAGCUGCUGCUAUGUUUGCUCACCUACGCAUAUAACCCGAUCAUGCAAAGUUUGUUGCUGCUGUUUCCUAAUGCACUCCGAGACAUUCGAUUCAGUGUCUCCAUAUUGGUUCACGUUCUUCCUCGACUCAUCAGUCCAGUCGUCUACGGGCUGCGAGACAAGACUUUCAGGAAGUACCUGAAAACUCUGUUCUGUGCAACAAACGCUAAAACUCACCCACAGAAGACGACCUGAGUAGAUCACGAUGACACCUAGUUUGAGUUUCAUAAAAGGAAACUGUCAGGAAGUAUGUGUGGGUCAGUGAAUAAUGGGUCUAAGAUAAUAUAUGAUCUCCUUUCUCUAGUCCUAGGUAAGGCUACACAGAGGUCACUGUCGUCCCUGACCCAGUGACUUGUUCACUUGAUUCAAAGACUUACUACCAAAAUCCAAUGAUUUGUCCUCUUAAACCAUAUUAAAUGUGAUAGGAAAUGUGUAAAGUUUUUUUUUUUUUGAAUCUCAAUA
Cynoglossus semilaevis (tongue sole) is the source of this 1073-nucleotide messenger RNA. RefSeq lists its product as uncharacterized. Gene Ontology annotation, molecular function: odorant binding; olfactory receptor activity. The transcript has 2 exons. Gene Ontology annotation, biological process: detection of chemical stimulus involved in sensory perception of smell. The record is from RefSeq and is a predicted model, not a curated record. NCBI's taxonomy places the organism in Eukaryota, Metazoa, Chordata, Actinopteri, Pleuronectiformes, Cynoglossidae. Bases 198 to 806 code for a protein of 202 amino acids. Gene Ontology annotation, cellular component: membrane.